Messenger RNA from Gordionus sp. m RMFG-2023, 901 nucleotides. Its product is annotated as thymidine kinase 2, mitochondrial-like. Gene Ontology annotation, cellular component: cytoplasm. Gene Ontology annotation, biological process: nucleobase-containing compound metabolic process. The transcript is spliced from 9 exons. Gene Ontology annotation, molecular function: ATP binding; deoxynucleoside kinase activity. Bases 105 to 776 code for a protein of 223 amino acids. NCBI's taxonomy places the organism in Eukaryota, Metazoa, Nematomorpha, Gordioida, Chordodea, Parachordodidae. The record is from RefSeq and is a predicted model, not a curated record.
GUGUUAUGAAAAAGGAUGGUUUUUUUUUCGGUUUUAAACAGUCGUUUAAUUUUCAAUAAUUACUAUUUAUUAAACUCCAUACAAAAAAAAAUUCGUUAGAUUAAAUGAUUCAUUCAAAAAGAGAAGAAAAUCAGAAGGGAAGGAAAAAAAUGAACGUUAUAGUUGAAGGCAAUGGAGGUGUAGGGAAGUCGACUAUUCUUUCGUAUUUUCAAAAGUUUCCAGAUGUCUCGUGUCACCACGAACCUGUCAAUAAAUGGUCCAAUUAUUACGGGCAUAAUAUGUUGGAAUUGUAUUACCGGGAUCAAAAUCGAUGGUCAUUUCCGUUCCAAGUUAUGGUGCAAAAGACUUUUCUAGAUCUUUAUGAUGAUGACAAAGAUUUGCCAAUCAAAAUAUACGAACGCUCCCUAUAUGCCAGUUUCAACGUUUUUGGCAAAGCUAUGAAGGAAAGUAACUUCCUGAACGAUAUCGAAUACACGAUACUAACACAAUUUUACGAGCUUCACUGCAAACAUUUGUCCGGAAAAUUCGAUUUAAUCGUAUAUUUAAGAUUGGAUCCAGAAAUUUGCUAUCAAAGAAUGACGCAACGAGCGAGACCGGAAGAAAAAUGUGUUAAAAAAGAAUUUAUAUACGAUUUACACAAAUAUUACGAAGAAUGGUUAUAUGACCGUACGGUUCCAGGGUUUGACAUUCCAAUAUUGAUUGUCGACGCGAAUAUCAACAAAAAUCAAUUGCAAAUUUUAGCUCAAGAUCUUCACUCUCAAUGGGUUCAAAAAUAAUUUUUACCCAAUCGAUUAUCGCUAUAAUCGUUUUUAAUUAGAAAUGGGCAUUAUUAGUAGAAAUAUUAUUAUUGUUUAACUUAAUUAUUUUAUUAUUAUAUUUCUUUGACGAUAUUAAUAAAGGU